Molecule: messenger RNA, 804 nt
Organism: Didymodactylos carnosus
Lineage: Eukaryota; Metazoa; Rotifera; Eurotatoria; Philodinida; Philodinidae
Source: the annotation of a GenBank genome assembly
AUGUCGUCAAUGAUACCGGUUAGUGUUGAAAUCGAAGGCAAUGAAACUGAAGUAGUCAAAAUUCAUUCUACGGCUGAUAUUACUGCUGUUAAAGAACAGUUACUUGGAAAAGAUCAUUUGAAUUAUCAAGUUUAUUAUAAUGAUCAAAUAUUAAAUUCACAUGAAACUGUUCCAGCAGAUACAUCAUACAGAGAUCCAUUACUGAUUCGACGAACUUCCAUUGAUUUACCCAUGCCUGUAGCUAAACCAGAUUUGGUUUCAUCUCUUAUCGAAGAAUCAAAUGUAAUAACACAAAAUCCUAUUUUUACUGGUGGUUGCCAAUGUGGAAAAAUACGUUAUGCUCUCUACUCCACACCGGAGAGAAUUACCGUAUGUCACUGUCGUAUGUGUCAAAAAGCGGUUGGUGGUCCAUUUAUUGCUGUUGCUAUUAUAUCUACAAAACAUUUUGCCUGGACACGAGGAAAUCCUUCAACAUUCGCCAGUUCAUCUGUUGCUACUCGAGGUUUUUGUUCUAAUUGUGGUACACCUUUAUCUUAUCAGAUUCGUCAAAAACUUAGUAUUGAAAUAACCAUUGGUAGUUUUGAUCGUGCACCAGAACUGAUACCACAAGAACAAAUUGGUAUUGAAAGUUGUCUAAAAUGGGCUCUAUUAAAUAAAUUACCACCGAAAUCAAGCGAUGCUAAUGAAAUACCACCGUCAAAGAUCAUUAGCUAUCAACAUCCCGAUCAUGAAACAUCGGAAGCUGAAUGGUUAACAUUUAAUACAAAGCAAAAAGACGAGAUUCAAGAAUUAAUUACACUGUGA